Messenger RNA from Coregonus sp. 'balchen', 14135 nucleotides. The record is from the annotation of a GenBank genome assembly. NCBI's taxonomy places the organism in Eukaryota, Metazoa, Chordata, Actinopteri, Salmoniformes, Salmonidae.
AUGAACUUGACACCAAGUCCCCCAACCUUAGUGUUGUGCAGUGAGCCAGCCAGCCGGUCAGUGAGCCAGCCAGCCAGCCAGCCAGCCAGUGAGUCAGUCAGUCAGCCAGUGAGUCAGCCAGCCAGCCAGCCAGCCAGCCAGCCAGCCAGCCAGCCAGCCAGCCAGCCAGUGAGUCAGCCAGUCAGUGAGUCAGUGAGUCAGCCAGCCAGCCAGUGAGUCAGCCAGUGAGUCAGCCAGUCAGCCAGCCAGCCAGCCAGCCAGCCAGCCAGCCAGCGAGUCAGCCAGCCAGCCAGCGAGUCAGCCAGCCAGCCAGCCAGCCAGCCAGCGAGUCAGCCAGCCAGCCAGCGAGUCAGCCAGCCAGCCAGUGAGUCAGUCAGCACCAAUCUGAUACCUGGGGUUUGAUAAGAACAGAUUCCUGUCCAGAUGUAGGUUAGUUAAGGAUUGAUAUGAGUGCUUUUGGAAGUCACUUUGGAAGAAAAACGUCUGCUAAAUGGCGCAUAUUAUUUGUAUUAAUGGUGUCAUUGCCUCUUGUCUGUCUGGCCCAGUACAUCACUGGGGCCAAGCUUCCUGCCAUCCAGGACCUCUAUACCAGGCUCAUUAACAGCUUCUACCCCCAAGCCAUAAGACUGCUGAACAGUUAUUCAAAUGGCCACCUGGACUAUUUACAUUGCCCCCCCCCUACGGUUUUUACACUGCUGCUACUCGCUGUUUAUUAUCUAUGCAUAGUCACUUUACAAAUUACCUGGACUAACCUGUACCCAGCACAUUGACCCAGUACCGGUACCCUCUGUAUAUAGCCUCGUUAUUACCUCAACUAACCUGUACCCAGCACAUUGACUCGGUACCGGUACCCCCUGUAUAUAGCCUCGUUAUUACCUCAACUAACCUGUACCGAGCACAUUGACUCGGUACCGGUACCCCCUGUAUAUAGCCUCCAGCCCAUUGACUCGGUACCGGUACCCCCUGUAUAUAGCCUCCAGCCCAUUGACUCGGUACCGGUACCCCCUGUAUAUAGCCUGUAUAUUGACUCGGUACCGUACCCCUGUAUAUAGCCUCCAGCCCAUUGACUCGGUACCGGUACCCCCUGUAUAUAGCCUCCAGCCCAUUGACUCGGUACCGGUACCCCCUGUAUAUAGCCUCCAGCCCAUUGACUAGGUACCGGUACCCCCUGUAUAUAGCCUCCAGCCCAUUGACUAGGUACCGGUACCCCCUGUGUAUAGCCUCCAGCCCAUUGACUCGGUACCGGUACCCCCUGUAUAUAGCCUCCAGCCCAUUGACUCGGUACCGGUACCCCCUGUAUAUAGCCUCCAGCCCAUUGACUCGGUACCGGUACCCCCUGUAUAUAGCCUCCAGCCCAUUGACCCGGUUACCGGUACCCCCUGUAUAUAGCCUCCAGCCCAUUGACUAGGUACCGGUACCCCCUGUAUAUAGCCUCCAGCCCAUUGACUCUGUACCGGUACCCCCUGUGUAUAGCCUCCAGCCCAUUGACUCUGUACCGGUACCCCCUGUGUAUAGCCUCCAGCCCAUUGACUCGGUACCGGUACCCCCUGUAUAUAGCCUCCAGCCCAUUGACUCGGUACCGGUACCCCCUGUAUAUAGCCUCCAGCCCAUUGACCCGGUACCGGUACCCCCUGUAUAUAGCCUCCAGCCCAUUGACUCGGUACCGGUACCCCCUGUAUAUAGCCUCCAGCCCAUUGACCCGGUACCGGUACCCCCUGUAUAUAGCCUCCAGCCCAUUGACCCGGUACCGGUACCCCCUGUAUAUAGCCUCGUUAUUGUUAUUUUAUUGUGUUACUUUUAUAUUAUUUUUUACUUUAGUUUAUUUAGUAAAUAUUUUCUUAACUCUUUCUUGAACUGCAUUGUUGGUUAAGGGCUUGUAAGUAAGCAUUUCACGGUAAGUUCUACACCUGUUGUAUUCGGCGCACGUGACAAAUAACAUUUGAUUUGAUUUAAUGUUGUAUUAACUCCAGGCCUCGGGGAAAGGGUUUGUGCUGGUCCAGACCAAGGAAGUGUCCAUGCGUCCCGAGGACGUCAGCAGAGGGUUCCAGAACGAUGCAGAGGGACUCCUAGAGUGGAUCACCAAGGGUAAGGAACACAAAGAAUGGGUCCCAAAUAGCAGCUUAUUCCCUAUAUAGUGCACUACUUUUCACCAGGGCCCCAGUCAAAAGUAGUGCACUAUAUAGGGAAUAGGGUGCCAUUUGGGACGUAGACAAUCCUCAUAUUAUCAUCUGGGUUAAUCGUUCAAUAGUAGGAAUUAGACUAGGGCUGACAUGAGUUGGCUGUUUCUGGUUCUCUGUGAUGUAUGAUGACCUUUGAAUCAAGAGAAAGGGGGGAAUAAAAAUCGUCAUAGCUGAAGGAAAGAAUUGCGUUAGUGAAAGAGUUUAUUUAGUGCUUAUGAUGAUUAGGCAAGCAUCUCUUCUCUUCCACAGGGCCAGUGACAGCUCUGGAGUUGAAUGGGGACGGGGUAGUAGAGGCCUGUAAGGCCAUGUCCAGGGACAUGUUCAGUGGAACCAAGGUAACAGCGCUCCAGACAAAAACAUUUAUUGUUUUAAUGUCAAUGAGACUAACCUGGUGAAAUUACAUUUAAAAAAAUAUUUUAUCAGUUGUACUGAAAGUUUUUGUCAGAACUGUACUAGCUAAUAAAAUAGUAGCUGAAUGUGAAGUAACUCUUGUUUUCUGUCCUGUAUGUGAAGUAAGUCUUGUUUUCUGUCCUGUUCUCUGCAGGUGUUUGUUUCAGACAACAGAAAUACUUCCUCUCGAGACGUGAACAACUUCUUCAACUUCGCUGACAUGCAGAUGGGCUUGUGAUUGAAUCACUGCAUUAUAAUCAAAACAAACUACACAACUGAUGAUUUUUUAUUUUUUGUUGGCAUUAUUGAGACUUGAUAUACUAGUAGGUAGCAGAGAGGACAGGUUAAUCAGCAUAGUGAUGGUAGGUAGCAGAGAGGACAGGUUAAUCAGCAUAGUGAUGGUAGGUAGCAGAGAGGACAGGUUAAUCAGCAUAGUGAUGGUAGGUAGCAGAGAGGACAGGUUAAUCAGCAUAGUGAUGGUAGGUAGCAGAGAGGACAGGUUAAUCAGCAUAGUGAUGGUAGGUAGCAGAGAGGACAGGUUAAUCAGCAUAGUGAUGGUAGGUAGCAGAGAGGACAGGUUAAUCAGCAUAGUGAUGGUAGGUAGCAGAGAGGACAGGUUAAUCAGCAUAGUGAUGGUAGGUAGCAGAGAGGACAGGUUAAUCAGCAUAGUGAUGGUAGGUAGCAGAGAGGACAGGUUAAUCAGCAUAGUGAUGGUAGGUAGCAGAGAGGACAGGUUAAUCAGCAUAGUGAUGGUAGGUAGCAGAGAGGACAGGUUAAUCAGCAUAGUGAUGGUAGGUAGCAGAGAGGACAGGUUAAUCAGCAUAGUGAUGGUAGGUAGCAGAGGAGGACAGGUUAAUCAGCAUAGUGAUGGUAGGUAGCAGAGAGGACAGGUUAAUCAGCAUAGUGAUGGUAGGUAGCAGAGAGGACAGGUUAAUCAGCAUAGUGAUGGUAGGUAGCAGAGAGGACAGGUUAAUCAGCAUAGUGAUGGUAGGUAGCAGGAGAGACAGGUUAAUCAACAUAGUGAUGGUAGGUAGCAGAGAGGACAGGUUAAUCAACAUAGUGAUGGUAGGUAGCAGAGAGGACAGGUUAAUCAGCAUAGUGAUGGUAGGUAGCAGAGAGGACAGGUUAAUCAGCAUAGUGAUGGUAGGUAGCAGAGAGGACAGGUUAAUCAGCAUAGUGAUGGUAGGUAGCAGAGAGGACAGGUUAAUCAGCAUAGUGAUGGUAGGUAGCAGAGAGGACAGGUUAAUCAGCAUAGUGAUGGUAGGUAGCAGAGAGGACAGGUUAAUCAGCAUAGUGAUGGUAGGUAGCAGAGAGGACAGGUUAAUCAGCAUAGUGAUGGUAGGUAGCAGAGAGGACAGGUUAAUCAGCAUAGUGAUGGUAGGUAGCAGAGAGGACAGUUUAAUCAACAUAAUAGCAGAUAAUCCUGGGGGACACCAAGGGGUGAACAUUUUGUUUUUUGCCCUGAAACUACACAGCUGGCCUGCGCUCUGUAUGAAAAAACGUAAUGCAACAUUCAAUUAAAUGGGAACGGUGCAGUUCUGAACGACCAGUUGAAAAAUAGGGAGGGGUUGGGUUGUGGGUUCAAAAUGCACCGCUACCCUUAAAAUAUGUCACUCAUUGCUUCAAGCCGCACCCCACCACACCCACCAAACGGAGCAAAUGUACCUCAAAUCUGUUCAAGAACGUUUUGGGUGAAACAUGUUCUGUGGCCGUUAUGCAACGUAGCAAACGUUCAAUCGAACUGAAAGCAGCCCUAGUGCAAAUAAUUGACUCAUCAUCAAGCUUUGAUUAUUGGAAGCAGAUUUGUAGUUCUAGGGCAAAAAGCAAAACGUGCAGCCAGGGAGUCCCAAAGACCGAGUUGGGAAAUGCUGCAUUAGUUAUUAGUUAUAUGAAUUUCUUGAAUGUAUUCUAUCUUGUUAUACAGUGGGGGAAAAAAGUAUUUAGUCAGCCACCAAUUGUGCAAGUUCUCCCACUUAAAAAGAUGAGAGAGGCCUGUAAUUUUCAUCAUAGGUACACGUCAACUAUGACAAACAAAUUGAGAUUUUUUUUCUCCAGAAAAUCACAUUGUGGGAUUUUUUAUGAAUUUAUUUGCAAAUUAUGGUGGAAAAUAAGUAUUUGGUCACCUACAAACAAGCAAGAUUUCUGGCUCUCACAGACCUGUAACUUCUUCUUUAAGAGGCUCCUCUGUCCUCCACUCGUUACCUGUAUUAAUGGCACCUGUUUGAACUUGUUAUCAGUAUAAAAGACACCUGUCCACAACCUCAAACAGUCACACUCCAAACUCCACUAUGGCCAAGACCAAAUAGCUGCCAAAGGACACCAGAAACAAAAUUGUAGACCUGCACCAGGCUGGGAAGACUGAAUCUGCAAUAAGUAAGCAGCUUGGUUUGAAGAAAUCAACUGUGGGAGCAAUUAUUAGGAAAUGGAAGACAUACAAGACCACUGAUAAUCUCCCUCGAUCUGAGGCUACACGCAAGAUCUCACCCCGUGGGGUCAAAAUGAUCACAAGAACGGUGAGCAAAAAUCCCAGAACCACACAGGGGGACCUAGUGAAUGACCUGCAGAGAGCUGGGACCAAAGUAACAAAGCCUACCAUCAGUAACACACUACGCCACCAGGGACUCAAAUCCUGCAGUGCCAGACAUGUCCCCCUGCUUAAGCCAGUACAUGUCCAGGCCCGUCUGAAGUUUGCUAGAGUGCAUUUGGAUGAUCCAGAAGAGGAUUGGGAGAAUGUCAUAUGGUCAGAUGAAACCAAAAUAUAACUUUUUGGUAAAAACUCAACUCGUCGUGUUUGGAGGACAAAGAAUGCUGAGUUGCAUCCAAAGAACACCAUACCUACUGUGAAGCAUGGGGGUGGAAACGUCAUGCUUUGGGGCUGUUUUUCUGCAAAGGGACCAGGACGACUGAUCCGUGUAAAGGAAAGAAUGAAUGGGGCCAUGUAUCGUGAGAUUUUGAGUGAAAACCUCUUUCCAUCAGCAAGGGCAUUGAAGAUGAAACGUGGCUGGGUCUUUCAGCAUGACAAUGAUCCCAAACACACCGCCCGGGCAACGAAGGAGUGGCUUCGUAAGAAGCAUUUCAAGGUCCUGGAGUGGCCUAGCCAGUCUCCAGAUCUCAACCCCAUAGAAAAUCUUUGGAGGGAGUUGAAAGUCUGUGUUGCCCAGCGACAGCCCCAAAACAUCACUGCUCUAGAGGAGAUCUGCAUGGAGGAAUGGGCCAAAAUACCAGCAACAGUGUGUGAAAACCUUGUGAAUACUUACAGAAAACAUUUGACCUGUGUCAUUGCAACAAAGGGUAUAUAACAAAGUAUUGAGAAUGUUUUGUUAUUGACCAAAUACUUAUUUUCCACCAUAAUUUGCAAAUAAAUUCAUUAAAAAUCCUACAAUGUGAUUUUCUGGAAUUUGUUUUCUCAUUUUGUCUAUCAUAGUUGACGUGUACCUAUGAUGAAAAUUACAGGCCUCUCUCAUCUUUUUAAGUGGGAGAACUUGCACAAUUGGUGGCUGACUAAAUACCACUGUAAUGUGUUUGGGGGGGGACACCACUGUAAUGUGUUUGGGGGGAGACACCACUGUAAAUGUGUUGGGGGUGGGAGACACCAACUGGGGGUGAGACACCACUGUAAUGUUGUUUGUGGGGGGGUGUUGGGGGGCUGUGACUUUUUAUUUGUGUCAAGUUGGAUUCUGAUUUUAUUCCUUCUAAUGUAUUUUUGUGUUCUACUCUCAAGUUUGUGAAUAUGUUAUUGAAAAGCCAGCCAGAAUGUGCACCAAUCAGCUUUCAAGACUACACCCAUUAUGUAAAUAAUAAUUUCACAUAUUUUAGUUUUUUUUGGGGGGGGGGGGGGGGGGGGGGGGGGGUGAAAUAAAAUUAAAUAGAUUUUCUUAGAAAAUAUUUUGAAUGUAUUGCAAAGAGGAGAUGUAGGUGGUAAUGUUUAAAUGGCACCCUGUGCCUCUACUUUUGACCAGAGUAGUACACUAUAAAGGGACUAGGUGUCCAUAUUUGACCUGAGUUACACUAUAAGGACUGUCCAUUGGACGAGAGUAGUACACUAUAAAGGGACUAGGGUGCCAUUUGGACCAGAGUAGUACACUAUAAGACUAGUGCAUUGGACAGAGUAGUACACUAUAAAGGGACUAGGGUGCCAUUUGGACCAGAGUAGACACUAAAGGACUAGGUGCCAUUUGGACCAGAGUAGUACACUAUAAAGGGACUAGGGUGCCAUUUGGACCAGAGUAGUACACUAUAAAGGGACUAGGGUGCCAUUUGGACCAGAGUAGUACACUAUAAAGGGACUAGGGUGCCAUUUGGACCGGAGUAGUACACUAUAAAGGGACUAGGGUGCCAUUUGGACCGGAGUAGUACACUAUAAAGGGACUAGGGUGCCAUUUGGGAAGCACAAUAUACUUUAACAUUUGUAUUUGUUGAAGGAAUGAUUGGACUUUGUAUUGCUAAAUGUUUCCUAUUGUAUCUGCUUCUGUAGAAUCAAAUGUAACAUGUCAUUACUAAUAUAUUAAAGAUCCAUUUGUAUGUGGUGUGUUUGAAACUUUAGUGUGGGAGAUGUUUCUGUUUCUACUUUCUCAGGUUUCCUUCCAAUUAGCGACCGAUUUUUCAUGUGAAUAUUCUAGAAUCCGUAUAAUGAAAAUAUCUACAUUUUCCCACCAGUGGUGUGUUUCCACCAAAUGGACUUGUUGCGGAUCGAAAUCAGUGUGUGAUGAUGACAUCUAAAGUUCAUCGCAUUUUCAACUCUACUGAUAGUUGUAUCAUAAAAACUGUUGUUAAAUAGCAAAUGUGCCCACUCUGGUUCUGGUAAGUGCACAAUAGCCAACAGCUGGCAGGUAGACUAGUCCAGGGGUGUGUGUAUAUAUAUAUAUAUAUAUAAUAGCCAACAGCUGGCAGAUACAGUGGGGCUAGACUAGUCCAGGGGUUCCCAAACGUUUUCACUCGGAGCCCCCCCCCCCGCGCACGCGCCACGUCUAUUUCUGUGGGCACAAGCACUGUCCAUGAAUCAAACUGUUCACACCCCUCUGGUUGGUGGAGAGAAUUUUGAAGGUUUAAAGCUUAUUACCUGCAAUUCUACACAUUUUGUCAUUGGAUGCAAAGAAAAUGUAGCUGCUUUAAAGCUAAUUUGCUUGCAAGUCUAUACAUUUUUGCCAUGCUAUGGGCAAAAAAAAAAAAACGAAAUUAAAAAACGUUAGCUGACAUGGGCUUGUUGAUCUGGACAUUUCAGACCAGUUAUAAAUAUCUCUCUAAGGUCUGAAAUGACUAACUUGACAAGAGGAACUGAUUAUCGCAUUCUACUAUUACAACUUUCAGGAGUAAGUUUAAAGCCGGACUGAGUUCCUUUAAAAACUUUUUUAAACCCGCGCCCUCCCUCACAGUUUGGGAACCACAGGGCUAGUCUACAUGAUGAGAUUAUUAUCGAUAAUAUUUUUAUUUGUCAAACAGCAGUAAAGCAUCGAUCGUCAUGUCACCAGAAUAAGACCCUCGAUUUAUUGGAAAGGAGCAUCACCGUGUACUUUCACCACCCUGUGAAGUUCAUCACUUAUUUAAUCUGUAGCCUAAUAAACUGCAUGGUUUCCUGAGUCCUAGUGGGAGGACCACACACCAUGUCAUCGUGUGACUCCAAGUUUGCUUUGAUAUGAUGGUGAUUAUAUCAAUAUUUGCGCAUAAAGACGUUUCCAUUGCCAUUUCUUGCAUAAUACAUUUCACCGACACAAAAAGGUCUCACCAUGUCGAAAGAAAAAAUGAUCUGUCGGCAUUUAUAACAUUUUACCGAAACUUCCUGUUUCCAAUAUAGCUGUCUUGCAUGACUUUACACGCAUAAAGUCGCACUGUAUGAAAAUGUAUGCACUCACUAAAUGUAAGUCACUCUGGAUAAGAGCGUCUGCUAAAUGACUUGGCUCUGUCAUAUCCUCACAUGGCCUCUCCUAUCAUUGCUACGCAGACGACACACAACUAAUCUUCUCCUUUCCCCCUUCUGAUAACCAGGUGGCGAAUCGCAUCUCUGCAUGUCUGGCAGACAUAUCAGUGUGGAUGACGGAUCACCACCUCAAGCUGAACCUCGGGAAGACGGAGCUGCUCUUCCUCCCGGGGAAGGACUGCCCGUUCCAUGAUCUCGCCAUCACGGUUGACAACUCCAUUGUGUCCUCCUCCCAGAGUGCAAAGAGCCUUGGCGUGACCCUGGACAACACCCUGUCGUUCUCCGCUAACAUCAAGGCGGUGACCCGAUCCUGUAGGUUCAUGCUCUACAACAUUCGGAGAGUACGACCCUGCCUUACACAGGAAGCGGCACAGGUCCUAAUCCAGGCACUUGUCAUCUCCCGUCUGGAUUACUGCAACUCGCUGUUGGCUGGGCUCCCUGCCUGUGCCAUUAAACCCCUACAACUUAUCCAGAACGCUGCAGCCCGUCUGGUGUUCAACCUUCCCAAGUUCUCUCACGUCACCCCGCUCCUCUGCACACUCCACUGGCUUCCAGUUGAAGCUCGCAUCUGCUACAAGACCAUGGUGCUUGCCUACGGAGCUGUGAGGGGAACGGCACCUCCGUACCUUCAGGCUCUGAUCAGUCCCUACACCCAAACGAGGGCAUUGCGUUCAUCCACCUCUGGCCUGAUGGCUCCCCUACCUCUGCGGAAGCACAGUUCCCGCUCAGCCCAGUCAAAACUGUUCGCUGCUCUGUCACCCCAAUGGUGGAACAAAAUGGUGUCACCCCCCCAAAAAAAACCAUAUUGUAAAGUGGUUAUCCCACUGGCUAUAAGACGAAUGCACCAAUUUGUAAGUCGCUCUGGAUAAGAGCGUCUGCUAAAUCACGUAAAUGUAAUAAAAACUGUGGAUGGAAAUGUGGUUUAUUCUACGAAUUCCCUGGCGGUGAAUGUUUUUUUUCUUCAGUACAGUAUAGUCAUUCAGCACAUCUUAUCCAGAGCAAUUAGGGUUAAGUGCCUUGCUCAAGGGCACAUUAUUUUACCUAGUUGGCUUGGGGAUUCGAACCUGCGACCUUUCGGUUACUGGCCCAACGCUCUUAACCACUAAGCCACCUGCUGCCCGUAGAAUGUUUGUAAGUGAGGACUUAGGGUUCUUUAUUUUACCAGGUAAGUUGAUUGAGAACACGUUCUCAUUUACAGCAACGACCUGGGGAAUAGUGACAGGGGAGGAUGAAUGAGCCAAUUGGAAGCUGGGGUUGAUUAGGUGGCCAUGAUGGUAUAUAUUGGGAAUUUAGCCAGGACACCGGGGUUAACACCCCUACACUUACGAUAAGUGCCAUGGGAUCUUUAGUCACAGAGAGUCAGGACACCCAUUUAAUGUCCCAUCCGAAAGACGGCACCCUACACAGGGCAAUGUCCCCAAUCACUGCCCUGGGGCAUUGGGAUAUUUUAUUUUAGACCAGAGGAAAGUGUGCAUCCUACUGGCCAUCCAACACCACUUCCAGCAGCAUCUGGUCGCCCAUCCAGGACCAACCCUGCUUAGCUUCAGAGGCAAGCCAGCAGUGGGAUGCAGGGUGGUACGCUGCUGGCCAGCAGUGGGAUGCAGGGUGGUAUGCUGCUGGCCAGCAGUGGGAUGCAGGGUGGUAUGCUGCUGGCCAGCAGUGGGAUGCAGGGUGGUAUGCUGCUGGCCAGCAGUGGAUGCAGGGUGGUAUGCUGCUGGCCAGCAGUGGGAUGCAGGGUGGUAUGCUGCUGGCCAGCAGUGGGAUGCAGGGUGGUACGCUGCUGGCCAGCAGUGGGAUGCAGGGUGGUUGAUGCUGCUGGCCAGCAGUGGGAUGCAGGGUGGUACGCUGCUGGCCAGUGCCCUGAGAGGUUACUAGGGGUCCGGACAUCUGGCCAUCCUCUUGACUGUACAGGCCACACAGUACUGUCCGUCUUCCUCAAGCAGUGGCAGAGAGCAACAUGUCUCUGCCCAUCAAUAACUAGACUCACUCAUAUCUCUGGACUUGUGGGAUGGUGUGCGUGGCCAAAGUGAGUUGUGUGACGUAUAUAUUGUUCUCAAUAGUUAGUUGUUGUUGCAUUAUGUAUGCUUACACCGUAUAGCUUGUAACCUGUAAACAUGUUCAGGGAUGAUAUGUCAUUUAUAUAGUCCUUUAUUACUGUUAAUACAGCUCGUCAUAUCGUAUGUACAGUAUAUUCAUAUUCAGUAUAGUUCCUGUGUGUUAAUGCUUGGGCUGCUUUAUUCCCCUCUAACAGUGUCAGUGGGUCAGAACUAGUAAAAUACAUAGAGUCCCAUGGGGGGGCCAAAUAAUCACCACCGGGCGGAGUCUAGGACCCACCGGGCGCCAGUUGGGAAACCCUGAUCAACACAGCACUAAACCGGGCGGAGUCUAGGACCCAGCGUGGCAGCCCUAAACCGGGCGGAGUCUAGGACCCAGCGUGGGCGUGUCGAAAGGAGUGGGCGUUGAAUGCGCUCUGCUAUAGGUCAGAUGGUUAGGAGUGGGUGUUGAAUGCGCUCUGCUAUAGGUCAGAUGGUUAGGAGUGGGCGUUGAAUGCGCUCUGCUAUAGGUCAGAUGGUUAGGAGUGGGUGUUGAAUGCGCUCUGCUAUAGGUCAGAUGGUUAGGAGUGGGCGUUGAAUGCGCUCUGCUAUAGGUCAGAUGGUUAGGAGUGGGUGUUGAAUGCGCUCUGCUAUAGGUCAGAUGGUUAGGAGUGGGUGUUGAAUGCGCUCUGCUAUAGGUCAGAUGGUUAGGAGUGGGUGUUGAAUGCGCUCUGCUAUAGGUCAGAUGGUUAGGAGUGGGCGUUGAAUGCGCUCUGCUAUAGGUCAGAUGGUUAGGAGUGGGUGUUGAAUGCGCUCUGCUAUAGGUCAGAUGGUUAGGAGUGGGUGUUGAAUGCGCUCUGCUAUAGGUCAGAUGGUUAGGAGUGGGCGUUGAAUGCGCUCUGCUAUAGGUCAGAUGGUUAGGAGUGGGUGUUGAAUGCGCUCUGCUAUAGGUCAGAUGGUUAGGAGUGGGCGUUGAAUGCGCUCUGCUAUAGGUCAGAUGGUUUUGAUUUAGUGUUUUUUUUUCUUCAGUUUAUUACCAAUUACCAAUUACCGUACCGCGAGAGUUUGAACUUCUGUUUUUCAGCCAGAGUAUUAGUCUGAGACAUAUUUCACUGUUAGUUCUACACAAAUAAUUGUACACUGAACAAGAAUAUAAACACAACAUGCAACAAUUUCAUAGAUUUUACUGAGUUACAGUUCAUAUAAAACUGAGUCAGUUGAAAUAAAUUCAUUAGGCCCUAAUCUAUGGAUUUCACACGACUGGGAAUACAGAUAUGCAUCUGUUGGUCACAGGUACCUUUAAAAAAAUGGGCCUCAGGAUCUCGUCAUGGUAUUUUUGUGCAUUCAAAUUGCCAUCGAUAAAAUGCAAUUGUGUUCGUUGUCUGUAGCUUAUGCCUGCCCAUACCAUAACCCCACUGCCACCAUGGGGCACUCUGUUCACAACGUUGACAUCAGCAAACUGCUCGCCUACAAAAAGCCAUACACGUGGUCUGCGGUUGUGAGGCCGGUUGGACAUACUAACAAAUUCUCUAAAACGACGUUGGAGGCGGCUUAUGGUAUAGAAAUUAACAUUCAAUUCUCUGGCAACAGCUCUGGUGGACAUUCCUGCAGUCAGAAUGCCAAUUGCAUGCUACCUCAAUACUUAAAAGACAUCUGUGGCAUUGUGUUGUGGGACAAAACUGCACAUUUUAGAGUGGCCUUUUAUUGUCCCCAGUACAAGGUGCAUCUGUGUAAUGAUCAUGCUGUUUAAUCAGCUUCUUGAUAUGCCACACCUGUCACGUGGAUGGAUUAUCUUGGCAAAGGAGAAAUGCUCACUAACAGGGACGUAAACAAAUUUGAGAGAAAUAAGCUUUUUGUGCGUAUGGAAAAUUUCUGGGAUCUUUUAUUUCAGCUCAUGAAACAUGGGACCAACAUUUUACAUGUUGCUUUAUAUAACUGACGAUUGUUAUUGAUGAUGAGUGUACUGUUGCUUCAUGCUUUGUAUGCCUUACUUGAAAUAAAAUUGUGUGAGAGAAAAAAAUUGCCACGUUAGCUACCUCCGGCUACACGACAGUGAUACCACGGAUAGAACAACGAGACCGAUAUUUCACCGGAUGUAUAAAUGUGAAGCAUCCGCUUGGCGUUUUCACUCACUACCAAAUAGUGAGCGGAAGCCCAGUGGCCGGCAGUGGAACAACAUGGAUUUUUACUUGACCCUUUGCCAAAGCUUUUAAAAAUGGCGUUGUUUAGCAGGCGUGCAAAGGCGAAUUGAGUUAUUGCACACACGCGCUUAACACAGUAGGCGUUCCCUAAGAAAAAUGCAAAUAUUGGCUAUAACGCGCCAAUAGGAUCUCGCUAGCUCGCACUUGGCUCCGCCCACUAUGACUCAUUUGUUCCAAUUUCAAACGAUGGGCUGUGGUCUAUCUUGGUUUAGUUAUACAAAUGUUUUGUGAUACCCAGUAAGAAGCACUUUAAGUCGGCAGGCAGGCGGAUACAACGCAGCCACGUAAAACGUUCUUGAGUGGAAAAACAUCUGUCCAAUUAGCUGAUUCGCUUUCCAUACACCCACUCCUUUCGACAAACCCACUCGCCCAUUCUCUGGUCGCCAUAUUGGGCUGCAGCUACCCAUACUUGGACAGGGUGGUCCCACAGAUAGAACAAUGAGACAGAUAUUUCACUGGAUGUAUAAAUGUGAAGCAUCCGAAUAUCCAAAUAUGGUAGUGAGAGGAAGCCCAGUGGCCGGCAGUGGGAGAAGAUGGAACGAGAUGGAUUUUGGCCUACAUUCUGCUAAUUUUCUCAUCGAUUAAAUAUUUGAUCUCAAUACAGUAUUCUGUUCCCAAAACUAAAAUAUGUUACGAACACAGUGGACUAACUUUUGUAGACUUUACCCUUUGCCAAAGUUUUUUUUUUUUAAUGGUGUUGUUUAGGAGUGAAAAUGCGAAUUGAGUUAUUACACACUCGCACUCCACAUAAUAGGCGUUUCCUAACGGACAUAUGCAAAUAUUGUCUAUAACGCGCCAAUAGGAUCUCGCUAGCUGGUGCUUGGCUCCGCCCGCUAUGACUCAUUUGUUCCCGUUUGAAACGACAGGCUGUGGUCUAUCUUGGUUUACUUAUAUCCCGUCUUUGGCGGUACUCAAUAGGGCAGUUGGUGAGGAGAGGUUACAGCUAGUUACGGGAAAUAUUCAGUGUGUGGAAAAAAAUAUAUAAUACAGGAAAAAUAGUUUUACUAAGAGUGCCGUGUUUAUAUGUGAGGAAUUUGGUGAAAGCGUUCAGGAAUCGCAAUAAGCUGCGUAAUUUACCGCGGAUCCAAGGUAAGGUCGCUGAACAAUGUGGUCGUGUGUUGUGUGCAGUCUCGGUGUGGCAAGGCUAGCCCGGGAUGUAGCCUACCAGCCAGGCUGUGGGGCCCGCCACCUCGGUGUGGCAAGGCUAGCCCGGGAUGUAGCCUACCAGCCAGGCUGUGGGGCCCGCCACCUCGGUGUGGCAAGGCUAGCCCGGGAUGUAGCCUACCAGCCAGGCUGUGGGGCCCGCCACCUCGGUGUGGCAAGGCUAGCCCGGGAUGUAGCCUACCAGCCAGGCUGUGGGGCCCGCCACCUCCCUCUUCCUCUCUCACACAAGGACUUCAGCCUCCUAUGGCGCUAA